AUGGUGUCCAGUGCAACCCCCGCCGCCGCGCGGAAAACAGGCCAGCCCGAGAAGAAGUACAAGUGCCAGUUCUGCAACCGCGCCUUCAGCAGGAGCGAGCACCGCAGCCGCCACGAGCGCUCUCACACCAAGGAGCGCCCGUUCAAGUGCCUCAAAUGCCGCAGCACCUUUGUCCGCCGCGACCUGCUGCUGCGCCACGACCGCACCGUCCACGCCAAAGACGGCGGCGUGCCCCUGCCCAGCGAGCAAAAGCGCCGCACCAACAACAAGGCGGCUGAGGCGACGCCCGGCCCCUCGAAGACGGCCGCCACGCCCACGCCCUUCGAUGCCUCGACGCUCGAGCAGAUCGAGGCCAGCAGCGACGAGAUGGUCGACAUCGAGGCCGCCGCCAUGCUGAUGACCGACUUCCACCACAAGGCCAUGGCCAGCCAGGAGCCCGAGAUGGUGCCCGAGCACCACGAGCCCGUCAUGUCGCCCAUCGGCCCCUCCAUCAUGGACCAGCCGCCCGUGCCCUACACCGCCCCGGGCCAGAACAUGCUGCCGCAGAUGCCGUGGCGCGACUCGAUGGUCCCGCAGCCCGAGUCCAAGACGUCGGCCUUCAACGGCGCCGCCCUCAACACGCACGCCCACCAGCUGCCGCCGCUCAUGGAGCGCACCAUGUCGGGCAGCGAGACCCUGGCCCCGACCUUCCCGUCGAUGAACGGCGGCAACCUCGGCACGCCAGGCGCCCUGUCGCCCUAUCCGUCCAUGCUCGGUCCCGUGUCGCCCGUCGACUACCGCAAGUCGCCUGGUCCCAGCCAAGCUCUGACCAUGACGAGGGCCCCGCAGCUCGAGUCGGAGGAGCAGUGCGCCAGGAUAUACGACAACAUCAAGCAGUACGACAGCGAGAACGCGCUGCUGGAGACGUUCCAUCUGCCCAGCCUGAACACACUCAACCGUCUGCUCAAGACCUACUUCGACCUGUUCCACCACCACCUCCCCUUCCUGCACCCAGCGACCUUCAACCCCACUGAGGUGUCGGCGCCUCUGCUCCUGGCAGUGCUGUCGAUAGGUGCCCUGUACAUCUUCGACCAGGACCAGGCCUACAUGCUUCACAUCGGGUCCAAGGUACUCGUCAACCAGUUCCUGCAGAACAAGGAGAACUUCAGUUCCCGAAAGUGCCCUUUGUGGACCAUGCAGAGCACCCUGCUCAACAUGAUCUUCUCCAGCUGGAGUGGUGACCCCAAGGGUCUCGAGUGGGCCUGCUCGAUCAAAAGUCUCCUCGCCAAUAUGGUAGCAGGAAACCGCUAUGAGCUCAAAAUCCGCACAGAAGCCCGUGAGGGUGCUCAGCCCAGCCAUGAGGAGUGGGUAGUUGACGAGCAAUGUCGACGAACAUACUAUGCCGUGUACAUCUUCUUUGGGCUCCUAACUUUGACGUACAAUCAUACGCCAGCUAUGGGAUUUAAUGAGUUCGACACGCUGGAACUACCGUCAUCAGAAACUCUCUGGACUAUGGAGUUCAUCGACGAUGAGUCAUGGUGCGAGAGUCUGGCGGCGUCGAAGAUCAUCACCUUCCGCCAGGCACACGACAACCUCUUCCAAGGAGAGACCGCUCGUUACAGCGCCUUCGCGACUCGAGUUAUGAUCAACGCCUUGUUCCUAGAGGUCUGGUAUCACAAGCGGAGUCCCGAGGCCCUCCAGGACGUCGUCACCGAGUACAAGCUCAGACUCGCCUUGGAGACUUGGGAGAAGUCGCUUGAGCUAUGCGAGCCAGAGACAGUUGUGGUUCAAUUGAGCGCUCCCCACAAAGGGCAUCCUUUGAUCUUCAACGCCAUGGCGCUUUACAGAAACACCAGGGCUCGUCUUGUUGUUGAUCUGAAAUCUAUCCAGGAAGCUCUACGUUACCACGACUCGUACGAAGUCGCUGCAGCCAUGACUAAUGCUCGCGACAAGGUUCAACGAUCGCAGGAGAUGAUCAAGGUUAUCCAGGAGUGCUUUGACUGCAUUGAGGUCGCAGCUGUACAAGGCAUUCGAUGGGUCGCACGGACAUCAGCGACCAACUGGAGUAUCGAGCACCCUCUUACCGGGAUGGACCUGAUGGUCAUCCUUACGCUUUGGCUCUACCGCCUGGAGCAUGACGAAGAGCCUGCCAAUGAGGAGGAACUCGCCAUGUACAACAAGCUGCGCAACCUGUUUGAUGACGAUUCUGUCGAUGUUUACGGUGCCAAACUGAGCUCCACAGUGGCACGACUGUGGGGUAGCAUGAUUGAUGAAGUUGUUGUCUGGGGUAUCACCAAACUUAUGGGAGAAUCCUUCAAACUCCACUCUCAAGCCCUCGUCGGCUACGAAGACGCAAUGUCGUCCAGGUCUGGAUCUGCCACACCCUCAAUGACUACUGGCGGUGUUCAAGUCCUCGAAAUGCAGAUGGCUUAUUAG
Messenger RNA from Dothidotthia symphoricarpi CBS 119687, 2415 nucleotides. RefSeq lists its product as uncharacterized. Gene Ontology annotation, molecular function: RNA polymerase II cis-regulatory region sequence-specific DNA binding; zinc ion binding; DNA-binding transcription factor activity, RNA polymerase II-specific. Gene Ontology annotation, biological process: DNA-templated transcription; regulation of transcription by RNA polymerase II. The transcript is spliced from 4 exons. Gene Ontology annotation, cellular component: chromatin. The record is from RefSeq and is a predicted model, not a curated record. The coding region runs from base 1 to 2415 and encodes 804 amino acids. NCBI's taxonomy places the organism in Eukaryota, Fungi, Ascomycota, Dothideomycetes, Pleosporales, Dothidotthiaceae.